AUGGGACGUAUCAGUCGAGUGUUACCUAAACAUUCAAAACUACCAUUCAGCUUGGAGUCGGAGCCAAAUCUUGAUUUAGGAAUUGGCUUAGGUGGUUUGUUGUUUUCCAACAUGCGAUUCGUGUAUUUUUCGCGUCCUGAUCAUACGUUUAAAUGGACAAACUACAAGCCGGUCGGGGGCGUUAUCAACUCUACACGUUUCCUCGUGUUUAAAACCCCGAUUAAUUCCCAUUUGGCAACCAAGAUCGCCAAAAAACAGCGCUUCAAUGUACCUGAUUUGCUUCGAACGGUUGCGGAACGCGGUUUGACCCUUGGACUCAUUAUCGAUUUGACAGAUACAGAUCGAUAUUAUGACAAAGGCGAUGUUGAAGGUAUGUGCAUCCCAUAUGAGAAAAUCAACUGUCCGGGACGAGGUUUCGCCGAUAGAGAUGACUUGGUGGAUUCUUUCAAUGCUGUAGUGGACAACUUUUUGGAUGCGAAUGCAGACAAUGAUUUGAUAAUUGGUGUUCACUGCACAAAUGGGAUCAAUCGAAGCGGCUAUCUGGUUUGUCGAUACUUGAUUGAUCGUCUUGGGUGGUCUUCUCAUGAUGCCAUUGAUGCCUUCGAAAGAGCUCGUGGAUACCCUAUUGAACGUGGGUCCUAUAUCCAAGCUUUGCAUCGAGCAGCAAAAGAAAGAAGGACAAAAAAACGUCAUAAGCAUAGUGAUGAUAUGGUUUCAAGCGAAGACGAAAUGCAGCGUCAGUUGCGGAAAAGAAAGCAUAAGAGGAAGAAGAAAGAUUUAGGAUCUGGUGAUGAAAGUGGAACACCUGAGCAAAUGGCGGUGGAAGCAGCGUGGAAUCAACUAUCAGUAGCUUAUAAGCAACACAAGGCUGCCACCGAAAACUUGGCUACUAAUCACUCGGUAGCAUCUGCCUCACCCUUGGAUUACCAGCAAACUUCUCAAGGUUCUUCCCACGCAUCUGCUGAGGAUAGUCCUUAUGUUGGCAGUAACGACGGUGUCGAAGCUGAAGAUAGUGCUGAAAAUGUAAAUGGUGAUCAAGUGCGGUCUUACGUUUUUUCUUUUCUCCUGGCAUUAAUCACUGAAAAUUUGCUUGUUAUUCCUCUUGAGCAGGUACCUGUUAAGAGGGAGAUUUCUAGGUCAAGGAAGAGGAAGGAAAGAAGACAGCGACUCCAAAAGGAAUAUGAGAUAAUGAAGACGGGAAAUUUUUGGAAAAUUAAUGAAAUGCAAAAAGAAAAAUUUGGAGCAAUAUGA
This is a messenger RNA of Enterobius vermicularis (human pinworm), 1251 nucleotides long. NCBI's taxonomy places the organism in Eukaryota, Metazoa, Nematoda, Chromadorea, Rhabditida, Oxyuridae. The record is from the annotation of a GenBank genome assembly.